AUGCCUCGAAGCACUGGCUGUCGCUUAUGUGUAAAUCGCCGGGUCAAAUGCGAUGAACGGACCCCAGGCUGUGCUAGAUGUGAAACAUACGGACAGCCAUGUCCUGGCUAUGGCGAGAGGUUCAAAUUUAUCACGUCCAAGCCCUACAGAACUCGUCGGGCUCAGACCAAAACAGAAGAUAGAGGUGCUAGGACAUCAAGCUUGACAUCGCCAAGACCAAGCACAAGCCCGAACACCAGCGAUUCUAGUUCAGAGACUUGUUUGGAAGUUCAAAGGACAGUCGCAAUUCCAGCGCCUCUUAUAUCAGGAGACGUGAAUGUCAUCCAAAGUUUGGGCGUGUUCAUCUCCGAUUUCACAACCUCUUCCAAUACUUCAGGUAAUUCCAAUAUUGCACUGGGCAGCUGGUUUGGAUUUCUGCCAUCCAUCUAUGGGCAGAACCGAGCAUUAGAUGCCGCAAUCAAAUCCUUUUCUGCACAUCAUUUUGGUCAGAAUCUGCAGAACCAGCAAAUGAUGCUUUACGCACAAUCAGCCUACGGAGAAGCCUUGCAUUGGCUUCGUAAGGCUCUAAUGAACCCCUCGGAAUCUCUUUCCUCCAAUGUUUUUUGUGCUGUUGUGCUGCUAUGCAUGUAUGAGCUUUUUGCAAAUGCUGAGGAUCCCGCGUCUUGGAUGACACACGCAAAAGGGCUUGGUCAACUGGUCAAAGUACGAGGACCUGAGUGUUACCGCAACCAACUUGAUAUAUCGCUCCUCAAAUCAGCCAGAGGUUUGAUUGUCAUGCACUCAAUGUUUUCAGGAGAAGACUGUUUUCUAGCCGACGAAGAAUGGCAUAACAUGAUGCGACAGCAACACCAACUCACAACAGACUGGCCACAAGGUUACAAUGACUGCAUUGAGCAAUUUUUCGCAUAUUUCACCCAUUCCCCGAGAAUCGUGCACAAUCUCUACGACCUCAAAGACCGAGAUUUCUCAGAGCCAGAGACUUUACAGCAGCUCUCAGAUGCCCUGGAUCAAGUACUCGAUAUGCAAACCAACAUGGCUACCUGGUAUGAGAACUGGUCUCAGAUUUCAUCCCCGCCAGUUGAGAAACCCUCGACCACAGGCGAUGCUUUGUUUCCGAUGGUUCUGGUGUAUGCGGACUUGCUUGAUGCCUCUAUUUACUGUGGCUACUACGCAUAUAUGAUAAUUAUUCACGAAGCCUUGAAGACUUUUGGAUAUCCAGGUCCCCAAGAAGCCAUGGUUAUUUUCUUUCGCGACCAAAUCUGCAAGUCGAUUGAGUACGCCACUACCGGAAUUCUGGGUCCCUAUCGAAUGGGUUUUGCCGUGCGAGUUGCGAUAGAAACGGCAGAUCCUUUGACCAGGGCUUGGCUCGUGAGCCACUUGCAGGAGUUCUCAAAGACCUACGCUGCUGCCAAGCCAGAGAAUUUCACGACAGUCAUAUAG
Penicillium malachiteum is the source of this 1440-nucleotide messenger RNA. Its product is annotated as Zn(II)2Cys6 transcription factor. Gene Ontology annotation, molecular function: DNA-binding transcription factor activity, RNA polymerase II-specific; zinc ion binding. The transcript is spliced from 4 exons. Lineage: Eukaryota; Fungi; Ascomycota; Eurotiomycetes; Eurotiales; Aspergillaceae. Gene Ontology annotation, biological process: regulation of DNA-templated transcription. The record is from RefSeq and is a predicted model, not a curated record. Bases 1 to 1440 code for a protein of 479 amino acids.